AUAUGUUUGUAUUUUAUUUUAUGUUGUUAUUGACAAUACACAAUUUAAUCAAUAAUUUACUGAAUUUAAUGGAUUACCGCCAGUGAAGAGCAGCUAUUUUUUGGGAUAGGGACGGAGGCUGAUCACGAGCAGUGAAGUAUUGCGAAUAAUUGACACUAAGUAAGCACGAGUAAUGCAAUAUAACGAUGUACAGUGGCACCUUGUGAUGCGACUGCUUUGAUGUAUGAGUUCAGAUUCUCUGCAAAUAUACGGAGGUCCAUUGCAAAGGCCUUUUCACACUGCACUUAGCGCACAGUAUGCCACUGUCAAACACAUGAAUUGUGUAUGUCUGAGAGGACAAGAGUUUCUUCGAUUUGCUCAAUGGAAGAGCCGUAUGGCUACAAGAACACCAAAUGUCCUCCAUUAUUGUCCUUUAUUGUAUCAUGUUCCUCUUUGUUGAAUUUAGUGCUCGGUUACAGGCUGGAUUACGGUGUAGAAUUCCAACUGAACACGAUCGCAUGCUGCUGAAAAAUGACAGUGACAUUUGACAUGACAUUUGACAUUUUAACUGGAGGUAAUGUUUAACCAAAAAUGGUGCCAUGGUUAAUGAUUUCUUUCUUGUCUUCGAACAGAGAUUAAAAAAAAACAGCGGCAAACCAAAGGAUUGCAAAUUGUACCUCUCCCCUGGCAAUGACCCACACAACUGAGGAUUAAAGCGUGCCAUAGUGUGGUGCGACAUUCCCCUUUUUUUUUUUUUGCAAAUGGCUUGCUGUCUGAAGGACGAGCUCCUGUGUUCCAUCUGCCUCAGCAUCUACCAGGAUCCAGUCAGCUUCGGGUGCGAGCACUACUUCUGCCGCAAGUGCAUCACCGAGCACUGGAGCAGGCAGGAGCCGCACGGCGCGCGUGACUGCCCCGAGUGCCGGCGCACCUUUCCCGACCCGCUGCUGUCGCCCAGCCUCAAGCUGUCCAACAUCGUGGAGCGCUACUCAGCCUUUCCGCUCGACGCCAUCCUCAACGCUCAGCGCAGCUCGUACCCCUGCAAGGACCACGAGAAGGUCAAACUCUUCUGCCUCACCGACAAGAGCCUGGUGUGCUUUUUCUGCGACGAGCCGGCACUCCACGAGCAGCAUCAGGUUACCACCAUUGACGAGGCCUAUGAGGAGAUCCAGAGGGAGAUGAAGGAGCAGCUGGCUAAUCUGCAGGACAGCGAGAAGGGUCACACUGAGGCCCUGCAGCUGUUGCAAAGACAACUCACUGAGACAAAGUCCUCAGCCAAAGGUCUCCGCGCCACCAUCGGCGACGCCUUUGAGCGCCUCCACCGCUUCCUGCGCGAGCGUCAAAAGAGCAUGCUGGAAGAACUGGAGAUGGACACGGCGCGCAAGCUCACGGACAUCGAGCACAAGAUCCAGCGCUAUAGCCAGCAGCUGCGCGACGUCAAGGAGGGCAUCCAGAUCCUGCAGGAGCGCCUCAACGAGGCGGGGCGACACGACUUCCUCGAGGGGGUGUCCGUCACAUCCGAGAGGAUCAAAGGCAAGAUCCAUGAGACCAAUUUGACUUAUGAGGACUUCCCGACCUCCAAAUAUAUGGGGCCUUUGCAGUACACCAUCUGGAAGUCGCUCUUUCAGGAUAUUUCUCCAGUGCCCGCAGCCUUGACGCUGGACCCAAUCACCGCCCACCAAAGACUGAUCCUGUCCGAUGACUGUACCAUCGUGGCCUACGGCAAUCUCCAUCCGCAGCCGCUACAGGACUCGCCGCGCCGCUUCGACGUGGAGGUGUCCGUCCUGGGCGCCGAGGGCUUCGCAUCCGGCGCCCACUACUGGGAGGUGAUGGUGUCGGAGAAGACCCAGUGGAUGAUCGGGGUGGCGAGCGAAACGGUGAGCCGCAAGGGCAGCAUCCAGAUCCAACCGGGCCGCGGCUUCUACUGCAUCGUCAUGCACGACGGCAACCAGUACAGUGCCUGCACCGAGCCCUGGACCCGUCUCAAUGUCAAGAGCAAGCUGGAGAAGGUGGGUGUGUACCUGGACUACCCCAAAGGCCUGCUAACCUUUUACAACGCAGACGACAUGUCCUGGCUGUACACCUACCGUGAGAAAUUCCCCAUGAAGGUCUUCCCUUACUUCAGUCCGGGCCAGAGCCACGCCAAUGGCAAGAACGUGCAGCCGCUCCGGAUUAACACUGUGCGCCUUUAAGAGAUCCGUGUGACCGACCUCCAUUUGAUUGACCCGAUGUGGAUUUCAAAAUUGAAAAUGUUGCGUUUGAAGUGUAUAUCUGCUAUGUAAAGACUCCAUUUUAGAUCCGACGCAAAAUGGAGGCAAAGUGUUGUUUCUGUGGCUGAAAUUGGGCUGCAAUCAUCCACGUCGCUUCCAUUUAUCGCGUUUAAAGUAGUGAAUACAUUCGAAUCUAUCCAAGCUGACUUUGACCAAAAUGCCGAUUGGUCAUCAGUCAGUCAUGAUGUCCCCUGCUUUGUUUUGGUGUUUUUGUUGUUGGGGUUUUUUUCCCAUUUAGAGCCUCACUGAUGUCUGACGAUGAUGGCUGUCUGUCACUCAAGAGAACACAAAAUAGAGGCAAGGGAACGGUCUGUCACUGGAGGUUAAUCAGCCUUUGAUCAUCUGUUUUGUUCAAGUUGUUUCGGGUGAUGGGAAAGUGGGAGUUGUCAGUUUUUCCCUUGUGAAAAUUGACUCUUAACAUACCUUUUGAGUGGUCACUGAAGAUGUCUCAAAAUGGAGGCAAAGGAAUUUCCCCUGGGGUGAAAUGGGGCUGCGAUCAUCUCUUUCCUACCACUUGUUGGAGAUGGCGGGAAAGCUGGACUGGAUUCCAGCUAACAUCGGGUGGGAAGUGGACUAACUUUUCUUUCUUUUUUUCCUUGUGGCACUCCACUGAUGUCAAAUCUCUGCUGGUGGUCAGCGAAAGUGUCACAAAAAGGAUACAAGCAAUGUCCCCGGUUGUGAAAUGGGGCCUGCGACCGAUUGACCUGAGCAGAUUUGAAAGGCGGACUACUUCUUGGAUUGGUUGGCCAUUUAGUGGCAGGGUAUUUAUUUUUUUCCCCGAGUGGAACCUCACUCAUGUCGCCCACCGUCUGCACUUUCCAUGAAAAAUGACACUGCUGUUGAGGGAAAAAUGAUGCACUGGUGCCUGUACGCACCCCACACCAACACACCCCAUGAGAGUUUCUACCAUGGAUUCACAUAGGGGGAGUCCUCGGUUUACGACAGAGGCCCGUUCUUGUCCCUAACAUGAAUUGGUAGAUAAGUGGGAAUGCGGCAUAUGCGAGCACCUUACUCAAGUCUUAAUUACAGUAACUAUUUGUGUGGGCAAAAAAAUAAAUAAAACACUUAAAUAUAUAACGCAUAAAUAUAAAAUGGACACAAAAAAAACCGCCAAGUUCUGGGAGUACUUCGAGUUUGUUGCGUGACAUUCGUAACUUUGAAAACUGGUGCGCCAGUUGACUUCCAAGUUGCUCUCAUUUCAAACUGGAAAUUCCCCUUGGGAAGUAAUACAAUGCCAAUUGAUUUGUUACCAACUCUAAUAGUUGAAAUGAAGUCAAACUACUCACCCUGGUAGGACCACGUCAUGGUGUUUUCUCAGUGCCAUUUAAUGAGUUGUUGUGCUUACUGAUCCAACAGAACCUUGGCUUUGUUGGAGUUGAGUUCCGUUUCCAGUUCUGUGGUCCAACUGUGGUUUUUGAUGUAGCUAGAGAAAACCGUCUUCGUUAUGUUUAAUCGUGGCUUAGUGGUGCGAGAUAUCCCCGUUAAUCCAUGUGACAAAAUCACAGAUGAUUCGGACAUGUCAGUUGGCCCCACGUGCCCCCGAGCACCACAGGCUUAAUGUGUACACGAGUCCUAAGAGCUUCUGCUCCCACGGGCCAAAUCCAGCAUGCUGGCUGAUUUCGAUGUGUGUGUGUGUCCUUCAUUAAGCCCAUCUCGACCUUUUGGAAUUUUACGGAACAAACCUUGUCCACAAUCGUUCUUUUUGCCAUCUUGCACCUUUGUUUGUCAGCUCACGAGGAUAGUCCGACUGACAGUUUGGAAUGUUGCUUAUUUCUUUUUUUUUCUUCUGCUGAUGUUGAUUUGCACCGAUCUGUCAGGUUUACGUUUCUGAUUAGUAGAAACCAUGCGUUUGCUUUAAAAACCAACACGGGGCUCAACCACUCGGGACGCUGGAGCUGAAAGGUUACACGACUCUUGAGGCCCCCGCACCCGCACGUUGGCGACACCUCAUCGAUGUUCCCGUUGACUAUUUUGCGUCUCGCUAUUUAAAAUGCGCUAAAUGUGUGAUGCUGUGGAGGCAGCGGGGAUGGCAGAAAAACAAACAUUUAUGAAUUUAAAUCAACAUUUAAGGUUUAUGAUGUCACAUCUGACACUUUUAUGAUUCUAUUGAUGAUUGUGUCCUUGAAUGAUGGCCGCUGUGCUCCCAUCGGCUUGUAAACACUCCACUGUGGGGAAAUGUAUUUUAAUGUACAAUAAAUGACUGCUAAAAAUCCA
Molecule: messenger RNA, 4460 nt
Organism: Hippocampus zosterae (dwarf seahorse)
Lineage: Eukaryota; Metazoa; Chordata; Actinopteri; Syngnathiformes; Syngnathidae
Gene: trim62.1
Product: tripartite motif containing 62, tandem duplicate 1
Exons: 5
Coding region: 741-2168 (475 amino acids)
Biological process (GO): innate immune response; positive regulation of canonical NF-kappaB signal transduction
Molecular function (GO): protein binding; zinc ion binding
Source: RefSeq, a predicted model, not a curated record